UUAAUUUAAAAAAGCUCCUUUCCUCCCACCGCCUCUCCCCGAGCCGCUCCCCGCCGCCCCGGGGGCUCGGCCGCCCGCUCCCGGCUGCGGCUCCGGCGGCGGCCGGGGGAUGCGCAGAGGAGCGCGGCGGAGCGGGGGAGGGCCGGGCCGGGCCGGAGGAAUAAGGGCUCCGUCUUCUUCCCCCGGUCCCACCCCCGCCCGCUUCCUCCGCAUCUCCCUCCCCUCGGCCUCCCCUUCUCCUCCGCCCCCCCCUAAAAUCACUCCCCUCUUUCUCCUCCCCAUCUCCCGGUAUUGAUUUCCCCGCACGCGAAUCCCAGCGCAGCGCGGCGAGCCCGGGCACCGGCGGCUCCCUCGCUCGCUCCCGCCGUCUCCCCGCCGCCUUCUCGCCGAGACCGGCGCUCCAUGGAAGGGCAGCGGCGGCGGCCGGAGCGCCCGAAGUUUGCCCGGAGCGAGGUGCCGCGGGAAGCGGAGGUGGGGAGGGCUCGGCGGGGGGGAUGGGGGGCUCAGCCACCUGUCAAAGUUUUUAACUCCUUUUUACCCCCGUCUCAGCCUCUCGGGACGCCCCGACGGGUCCCGCCAGCCCCCCCACCCCCCACCUCCGCGCCCGGCACCACCCCCGGCCGAUGGAGCGGGGAGGGGGGUGCGCUUUAAAUGCCAGCCCCCCGGGUGGGAGAGGGCUGGCUCCGCCGCGAAGAGGCGGGAGGGCGACGGCCCCCGGCGGUCUCCGGCCAUGGGGGGAUGAGCGAUGGAGGGGCCGAGCCUGGCAGGAGCCCCGUGCUGCUGGCCGAGCCCGCAGCCACCGGGCGGGCCCGGGAGAAGGCGCCGACCCGGGCGGAGCUGGAGAGCGCUCUGCGCGGCGGAGGAGGCCGCGGCGGCUUCAAGGACAUCCCGGGAACGUCGGCGAUCAGCCCCGGCUCCUCCAAGGAGUGCGCCCCGGACAGCGAGAGCCCGUCGGGAGCCGGCGAAGCGGACUACUGCCGCCGCAUCCUGGUGCGAGAUGCCAAAGGGACGAUCCGGGAGAUCGUGCUCCCCAAGGGCCUGGACCUGGACCGGCCCAAGCGGACGCGGACGUCCUUCACGGCGGAGCAGCUCUACCGCCUGGAGCUGGAAUUCCAGCGCUGCCAGUACGUGGUGGGCAGGGAGAGGACGGAGCUAGCGCGGCAGCUCAACCUCUCCGAGACCCAGGUCAAGGUCUGGUUCCAGAACCGUCGCACCAAGCAGAAGAAAGACCAGAGCAGGGACUCUGAGAAACGCUCCACCGCCACCUCCGAGUCCUUCGCCACCUGCAACAUCCUCCGGCUGCUGGAGCAAGGCCGGCUUCUCUCCGUCCCGGCCCCCCCCAGCCUCCUCUCUCCCACCUCCAACCCCAUCGUCAGUCCUACGGGCAACGGAUCCAGCGUGGCCACCCCAGGAACCACCUCCCCUGGGCUCAGCGGUGGGAGCAGCCCCCCGGGGCCGGGAGUCUUCAGCCUGCAGGUCCCUUCUCUCGCCUCCUCCUCCUCUUCCUCCUCCUCGCCCAGGCUGCCAGCCGCCCCGCUGUGUUUUGGGGGGCCGCUCCUGGGCAGCCUGCACGACCUCCCGGGCGCUUACGGACUGGGCACUUCUGCUUUUGAGCCUUACACGCGGCUGGAAAGGAAAGACAAUUCUAUACCCAGCAAGAAGCCAAGUCCUUAAAUCAAAACGAGUGUGAAAAGAUCUCCCCCUCCCGCCCCCGUCCCCGCGGCCCCCACGCACUCCGUGCCCUACACCGGGGUUUGAUUUGGCAACUGGGAUGUGGAAGAGGGUUUGCUGCCCGCUGGGGUGCGUGUGUGCGAGUGUGCGCACAGGGGUGUGAGUGUGCUCCCCCUGGCCCCCACCCCAUGCACCGAUGCAGCUGUGGAUGGCACCCUGCAACUCCUCGCCCCAGGGCUGACACUGAACCCGGUUGUGCCUGGUGACAGGGUGUCCUGUGUCACCAGCACCGUCCCGUCCCUCGCUGACACCGCUGGAUCUGCCAAGGCCACGUUCCCCCCUCCAGGUAUCGCCCGUUCAGGGUUUGGAAGACGAUGCUGUGGUCUUGCUGUGCGGGCUGGGAGAGGAGCAGCUCUGAGGGGGGGAAGUUGGGGGGUUGCUGGACUGUCACCGUGGGGACGGCGGUGUUGGGGUCAUCACCAAAGCCCUGAGGACAAGGAGGACACCCCGAAAGAGAGAGCACAGGGGUCUCUGCCCGGCCCUGGUGUCCUUGGGCAAGCAUUGGCCCUCAGUUUCCCCACUUGCAAAGGGCUUUGUGUUGUGGCUGAGGUUGUCUUGGAGCAUCCUGGUGACUGUGGCAUCCAGGUCCCCUCUGCUGGUGGGAAGCAAUGCUCCCAUGGGACGCUUGUCCUUUGAGGGCAAGGGAGAUGUGGGUGGUGAUCUCUCCAGCCCCCUGCACCAGUGGUCCCUGUGCUCAGGAGCCAGGGGCCGCCCUGACUCAUAAGGCAUCCUCAAGCUCCUCCGUGCCUGCCCGUGCAGAGCCAAACCACCAUCCCAGACCCUGUUUGGUGCUGUCCCACCCUGUCAAACCCUUGGGGACACUGAAGUAGCCUUUGACCUCCUUGGGAUGCUGUCAUGAGCUUGAGGAUGCUCUGAGAUGGCAUCACCUUGGCCGAGUACUCUGUGGUGGCAUCGCUUGGCAGGAUGCUCUGCGGUGGCACCACCACGGCAGGGUACUCUCUGGUGGCAUCACCUUGGCAGGAUGCUCUGGUGGCAAAGCCCUGGCAGGACGCCCUGCAGGGACAUUGCUGUGGCAGGAGCCGGGUGAUGCCCUGAGCCCCCUCCCAGUGCUCAGGAGCUGCCAUGGGGCUCUUCCCCCCACCCUGUACACCCCCAAACCAAGGGGCUCCUGCAUCCUCCCGCUGUGGUUUAAUGUAUAAUAAGGACAAUUACCACUGAGCAACCCCCCAGCCUGGCCUGGGCUGAGCAUCGCUGCAUGGGCUGCAGACCCCUGCCCUGGCUGCUGCUUUGUGGGGACUGGUCCCUAAGGGGGGACACAGCCGCUAGCCCACGUGUUCACAGGGUUUUGCAGGGAAAUAUUUAAAAUAAACGAUUUUAUGAAAAGGUUUCGGUGAUUUUUUUAUUUUUCCUGUAAAUCAAGCGUUUCUAUGAAAUAGUAUUUAUUGAUCACCUCACAUCUGGAGCACUUUAUAGGAGCGAGUCCUCAGGUCUCGCGCUGCUCUGCGGAGCUCAGGAGGGGUCGGGACCCCCUGCUGCAGGUGGGGAAACUGAGGCAGGGUUUGCCUGGGAAAGCAGGGACAGAGUUUGGUUCACGGUGACGAGCUCCUCUCUCCCGGCCCAGCUCAGACCACAGCUUGCUGCCAACACCUCCGUACCUCUCCCUAAGUGUGGUAUUUGUCGGAUCCUCCAGGUGCCCUGGGGUGCUCAAACCCCAACACCCCAAUGACGUGUUUGACUGAGGUUUUGGAUUUUUGACAGGACAACGACUUUCUCCCUUCCCCUCGUCACUUAAUUUAUAUUUAUAUUGCCGUUCUUUAUCCUUUCCCGGUCUGCAAAUGUGGUAUUUAAAGCCAGCGAGCCGAGGCGGGCAGAGCGGGCAGUGGGGAAGCCGUGCCCACCCGGCUGUGCCGAGACAGGGGGAUCCUGCCUGCAAACCUCCCCCGGGACUGGUUUUGCUUUGCUUUUCCCUCUUUUCCCUGGGAGUGGCUGAACUGCGGGAAUUUCCCGAGGCUUCGGACCCCGGUUCCUCCCACCCUGGGCUCACUGGGAGGAACCUUGGUCUGGUUUGAUGGAGAAGUGACCCCUUUGCACCUUCACGGGUGAAGGAGGUUUUGGGGCAUUUCAGAGAAAGCAAGGUCCAACUGUAUUUUCAAAAGAGCCCCCAAAGCCUGGGAGUUUCGUGGGGUCCGUGGGGUGUUUGCCCAGCUCCGGGCAUCCUCAUGGGUCUCCUGCAUCCUCCUCUCACUGCUCAGCAGCCAGAAGGAGAUGUGGAAAGUGAGGCAGGGAGGCCACGGGCUGCCCUGCAACGAAACAGCAAGCCCUUUCCACAAAUUUAAACACAAAUUCUGCUUUCACAAAAGCCCCAAAGCUGCUGCUUCUCCAAAGUCUCUUCUCCCAAAGCAAAUGUCCGCAGUGAAGCUGUCCCGGUGGGGGGGUUUAGGAAGGUCCUGUGGGGGAGCCGGCUUGCCCCCAGCCCACCCAGCUCUGCUCGCCUUCAGCAGCUCCUCCUGACUUGUACAAUUGGAAAAAAGAAGUAAAAAAAGAAAAAAGUACUGGAUGUAAAUCUUUAAUGAAUAAUGUGGUUUCUUAUGGUUUCUAAUAGUUAAUAAAAGUUAUG
Chroicocephalus ridibundus (black-headed gull) is the source of this 4309-nucleotide messenger RNA. RefSeq names its product ventral anterior homeobox 2 (gene VAX2). The transcript is spliced from 4 exons. The record is from RefSeq and is a predicted model, not a curated record. Gene Ontology annotation, biological process: regulation of transcription by RNA polymerase II; brain development; central nervous system development. Lineage: Eukaryota; Metazoa; Chordata; Aves; Charadriiformes; Laridae. Gene Ontology annotation, molecular function: RNA polymerase II cis-regulatory region sequence-specific DNA binding; DNA-binding transcription factor activity, RNA polymerase II-specific. Gene Ontology annotation, cellular component: nucleus. Bases 652 to 1674 code for a protein of 340 amino acids.